This is a messenger RNA of Macadamia integrifolia, 1365 nucleotides long. Its product is annotated as replication protein A 32 kDa subunit B-like. The transcript has 10 exons. Gene Ontology annotation, biological process: DNA replication; double-strand break repair via homologous recombination; nucleotide-excision repair. Gene Ontology annotation, molecular function: DNA binding. The record is from RefSeq and is a predicted model, not a curated record. Gene Ontology annotation, cellular component: chromosome, telomeric region; DNA replication factor A complex; nucleus. NCBI's taxonomy places the organism in Eukaryota, Viridiplantae, Streptophyta, Magnoliopsida, Proteales, Proteaceae. The coding region runs from base 258 to 1097 and encodes 279 amino acids.
AGAGAAAGUGAAAAUUUAAUGGUGCGCGUCGGAGUGUAGGUUUUUAAAACAAGGAGGAGGAGAGACGGUUAUGAUUUAAAAAAUAAAGGAAGUGUUUCAGAGAGAGGAGAGAGAGUAGGAAGGGGGAGAAGGUAAUCGAGCGGGAAAUGUAUAAGAAAAUUGGCGGGAAACUAUUUUGGUCAACUAUUAAAAUCAACCAUUCAAUUCAGUUAUUAUAAUUCUCUCUCAUACAGGCACGCACUAGGGUUUUUGCAAAGAUGUACGCUAGCCAGUUCGAUGGUACUGCCGCCUUCUCAGGCGGUGGUUUCAUGCCUUCUCAGGCUACUCAAACCCUCGAUACCAACUUUUCUUCUGCGAAGAAUCGAGAUAAUCAGGGGUUGUUACCGCUAACAGUGAAGCAGAUAAGUGAGGCUCCUCUUUCAAAUGAUGACAAGUCCAAUAUUGUCAUUGAUGGAGUCGAUGUGAACAACGUGACGAUGAUUGGGAUGGUGUUGAAUAAAGCAGAAAGGGUUACAGAUAUUGCUUUCACCCUUGACGAUGGAACAGGGCGAAUUGAGUGUCACAGAUGGGUGAAUGAAGCUGUAGACAGUAAGGAGAUGGAGGGAAUACAGGAUGGGAUGUAUGUUCAAAUCCAUGGACACUUGAAAAGCUUUCAGGGGAAACGGAAAUUAAAUGCUUUCUCUGUUAGGCCUGUGACUGACUUCAAUGAGAUAACAUGCCACUUCCUUGAGUGUAUAUAUGUUCACUUAUACAACACAAAAGUAAAGGGUGGGGCACUGAUGCAGGCUAAUAUGAUGAGUUCAGUAAUGAACACCCCUUUGCAGAAUGUAUCCAAGGGACAUCAAGCUGCCACGCCGAAUCAAUUUUCUGGUCAAUUUGGCAUUGAUGGACUUAAAGGUAUCGAUCAAAAGGUCCUUGACUAUUUGCAACAACCUUCAAACCUUGGACGGGAGAAGGGUGUUCACAGAGACGAAUUGGCUCAACAGCUAAAGGUUCCUUUGGAGAAGAUCAUGGAAUCCAUUAGAUCUCUUGAAGAAGAAGGCCUGAUUUACUCAACAAUUGAUGAAUGUCACUACAAGUCUACUGGCAAUGGUUAAUGCCUUGCUAAAUUCACCACCCGUCCCCCCACCCCACCCCACCCCCCCCAAAAAAAAGAAAAAGAAAAAAAAGAAGAUAUACUGUGUUCAUAGAAGCCAUAGCUCUGGCUUAACUUUUCACAAUGUAAGUUCUCCCCUUUCACCCCCUGGAAGGAGGUAUAGAGUUAAGAGACCGACAGGAUCAACGUCAAUGUUUAGGUUUUAUGAUCCUUUUUUGAGUUCCUUAUUAGAAUAUGUUUGAAUAUAGCAUGCUUUAUGUCUUAUGGUA